Messenger RNA from Spinacia oleracea (spinach), 774 nucleotides. RefSeq lists its product as uncharacterized. The transcript is spliced from 3 exons. The record is from RefSeq and is a predicted model, not a curated record. The coding region runs from base 52 to 531 and encodes 159 amino acids. NCBI's taxonomy places the organism in Eukaryota, Viridiplantae, Streptophyta, Magnoliopsida, Caryophyllales, Amaranthaceae.
UCAUUCAUAAUCCUUACCUUAUAUUUCUUAAUUAUCUCAUUCAUAAACAUAAUGGGUUCAAUAACUUUUAUGGCGGUGGGAAUCAUAUUUUUGUUGUCAUUAACAAUUAUGCCCUCAUCAGCACAACAAGCUUCUCUAUGUUGGGAGAACAUUACACCUUGUUUGGAAACUGCUAGAGCUCAAAAUUAUGCACCCGCUGCGUUACAACCGUGUUGUCCAGCUAUAUCAAGCGCUGUUAUGAACGACACGGCAUGCUUCUGUCUCGCCAGGACUGAUAUAGUUUCACAGCGUAAUGCUCGAAAUAUUUAUAAUAAUAUAAUUUUCACAACGUGCGAAAUUACUACUACGUUUGAUGCAAUAUGCCCCGAUACUACUUCGCCAACCCCAAGCGAAUCUCCAUCAACCCCAGAUGAUGCAGAUACUCCUUCACCAACCCCGAGCGAAGCUCCAUCAACCCCAGAUGAUGCAGAUACUCCUUCACCAACCCCGAGCCCAAGUCCAUCAACCCCAGAUGCAGAAAUGGGCAACUAGCUAGUACUUCAGACAAUGGUGGCUCCCAAAAGAUCUCAAGCAAAUCAAUUUCAGGCAUGUUCAUGAUCAUAUAAAUAAAUGUAUCGUUGUAGUGGAGAUGAAGGCGCAGAUGUUCUUCGUUAUUUUUUUUGUCUUUGUAAUAAUUGGUGCUAAGUGAUGACACGUCCUAUGCUUCUUUUUUUUCAAAAAUUAAUAAAUGGGUGACUGUUGUAUGCUUUUGUUAAUAAAUUCGGUUUUAGGCCA